Messenger RNA from Coregonus sp. 'balchen', 9067 nucleotides. Lineage: Eukaryota; Metazoa; Chordata; Actinopteri; Salmoniformes; Salmonidae. The record is from the annotation of a GenBank genome assembly.
AUGGAGCCACUGAAGACCAUUUUUAGCCGCGGCCCACUGUUGAACUGGAAAGGUUUGGAUCAAUCGCAAAAAGGAAACUUCACCAAUCCUGUGUGGACAGCUUUAUUCGACUAUGAGGCGUCCGGUAAAGACGAGCUCACCCUCCACAAAGGUGACCUGGUGGAAGUUCUGUCACUGGACUCAGAGAUAUCCGGUGACGAGGGCUGGUGGGCGGGCAAGGUCAACAACAAAGUGGGUAUCUUUCCCUCAAACUACGUGUCCUUCAAGCCUCCUUCAUAUGGGAAACUGCAGGGCAGUGGAGUCGGGGAGCUUGGGCCAGCCGUGGUGGGGGUGGGGGAGUUCGAACCCGAGGCUGUGGAUUUCAGGGAACUGAGCCUCGAGGAGGUCAUUGGGGUCGGAGGCUUCGGCAAGGUGUAUCGCGGUACAUGGAGAGGUGGACUGGUGGCCGUGAAGGCGGCCCGCCAGGACCCGGAUGAGGACAUCAGUGUGACGGCCCAGAACGUGCGCCAGGAGGCUCGGCUGUUUGCCAUGCUCACUCACCCCAACAUCAUCGCCCUCAAAGGUGUUUGCUUACGGGAACCCAACUUGUGCCUCAUCAUGGAGUACGCAUCUGGUGGCGCACUGAGCCGAGCAUUGGCCGGACGCCGCAUCCCGCCGCACGUCCUGGUCAACUGGGCGGUGCAGAUCGCCAGGGGCAUGCUCUACCUGCACACGGAGGCCAUUGUUCCUGUCAUCCACCGUGACCUUAAGUCUAACAACAGUAAGUCACUGCACUAGGCCCGUCUAUGUCCAGAGUUGGUUUUAACGAUGCACUGUGGUUAGAACAUUGUUAUAGACAACACCUAGUGGGGAGCUAGAAGGUCAUAAACAGGUGAAUUACUGGCAUUUCCUUAGCUCCAUGACAAACUAUCAAAUUCAGUUUCACCAGUUCACUUGGCUCGGAGUGAAAUGGGCGUAGGCUACAUAUUUGCUGGGAUCUUGACCUACAGGCCUCAGGCAGGAUUGUCAGGACAUUGUGCACUGUAGGCUAGGGUAUUUGUUGCAUUACCACAAGCUACACCACACCACACACUUCGCCUUUGACAAAGCUCACUUUUCUCCCUUCUGCACUAGAAUAUUGACUCUAAUAGCUCACAAAUUACAAGCACAAACAUCCCACCUAUCAGACAAAUUCAAUUUCACACACACACACACACACACACACACACACACACACACACACACACACACACACACACACACACACACACACACACACACACACAUUAAUGCAACACACACAUCACUGCAACACACACAUCACAACUUCUGCUACCAGACUCGUAUUAUACUGCUCAAUUUAUACACUUGACCCCCUUCCCCAAUACACAUGUAAAUAUUGGACUAUACAUUGUGCCUUCCUGUAUUAUACUUGCUCAAAUGUAUUAUUCUAUUCUACUGAGCCAUUUACUUUAUGUUCAUAUUAUUAUUUCUUAUUGUUGUUUCAUUGUCCAGAAGGAACCUGAAAGUAAGCAUUUCGUUGGACGAUGUAUUCCAUGCGUAUCCCGUACAUAUGAUUAAUAAAAGUUGAAACUUGAUUUUGAAAGUCUAGUGAGCAUUUCUCAAUAACGAGACCAGCUGCUUCGCAAGCAAAGGUCAAGAAUUCUAGUGGGUGCAUUUAUAGUCCGUCACAAUUCACUCUUUGGACUUUGAUGCACUGGAUUGUUGGAAUAACAGUGAUGUAGGCUUAGGUAGGUGUUUUGGGCUCUAGCUCUGGCCACGUAGCCAUAUACCAUGGACCUUGUCAUUAAGCCACAUCAAAUAGAUGUAGUGAAGGUGAUAAAGAGAGAAUUCAACUCUCUCAAUCCAUAACAAACGGUUCUUGGAACUGUCAGGCUGAGAGUGUCUAAGUAACCUUGAUAGUCAAAACACAAAGCCACCUGAAUUCACACACGGAGGCAAAACCAUUAUUAUACCUUUGACAAAUCCGAUAAUCCCUGUCAGCGGCUCAGCAAUGUUCAGGGUUUGUUAUUGUUCAACAUCCCCUCUUUUAUCGUUCGUUCAAAUCACCAAAGAAUCCCUCUGAACAGCCAUGUUACGUUACGCAAAAUAUCAAGGUUAUUUUUUUGGUUUGACUAGACACCGACACCACUUCUGAGAAUAUGGGCCUUGGUAGGUCGGUGUUAGUAGUUCUAUACCCAGUUUCAAGGUUUUCGGUCACACCUAACCCUAAUUAGGCCAAAGUAUCACUGUUUCAGUACAUCGUCACCUUCAUCUUCUUCAUUGAUUCUCACAAAGCACAAUCCUCUUUCACUUGUUCCACUGCACAUUUCCUCUCUCAACCCUCUACUCUCUUCAUGGCCCAGGGCAAUUACUUUUUCACUUUAAAAUGUCUGCCAAACAAAGACCAUUGGUUUCAAAAUUUAACAAACCAUGAAACAUUUCCAAAAACUAAUUUAGUGGAAGAACUGUGCAGAUGAAACUUUGGUAACUGAAUUUCGAUAAACUCUCCCUCAGGAUUUUAUGCAACCACGUUUUCCAAAAACUCUUAAAUAUCCGCUACGAAUUAAGAUUGAAAGAUGUCUGCAGAAAUAAUGGAGACUAUGACAUUACACCUUGAAAAAAUCUCUUAUUAUUGAACUCCAGUAAGUGAAGUGGAUUUACACCCGGUAACAGAAUUUCAUCAUGUAUCUGACCUGUACUAAACAGAAAUGCAUAAUUAUGGAUAUGAAUGUCAUUCUCCUCAUGUUUCAAAAGUUUCGACAUCACAGCGCAGAACAGCAGAGUACAGUAGAGUGCAAUACAAUACAGCACAUCAGAGAGUAGAGUACAGUACAAUAUACUGUAUGUAUUGUACUGUUCUAUAAUCUACUUUUCUGUACUGUACUACUGUAUUGUACUGUACUUUAUUGUACUCACUGUACUCUGCUUUACUAUCCAAACUUGUGAAAUAUACGUCUAUGAUGGGUUCAGAUUUGGUCCAGUCUGGUCCGUCUGUGGACAUUAACAUCAAGGCCAGGGUGGACUGACCACAUUUAAUCUACAUUUCAACAUCUAUGGACUUCCAGUGUCGGUCCAUGCUCAGUGGUUGAGGAUACUGGUUACAGUAAAUGGAAAGAGAGGGAGAGGGAGAGGGAGAGGGAGAGGUAGAGGUAGAGGGAGAGGGAGAGGUUUUUAACACUUUGUUUGACCACCAGAAAGCGAAAUAAAACCAUUAUGAGCUGAACAUAACAGUAUGCCAGUGGAAGGGAGAACAGUAGCAGGUGACCCAACUGUAGUUUGUGACUAUUAUGAUUUCCCAUUGUUACCAGUUCAGUUGCAGAAAUUCCCUUACUGAAUUAUGAGUUUAAUUCACUUAAUAGUUCAAUGGUAGGUCUACCGUUACUUUGUUAAACUUUCAUUAUCCUCCCUCAUGAGGGAGAGAAAUUAGAAAAUAUCUUAAAGAUAUGUAGGUUUUUGGUAACGGAAUUACAAGGCAAUAUUUCUUAAACUUACAGAAGGUAAACGAUUUCUCCAAAACUAUAUAUAAAUGUUGAUAUUAGGUGGCAGGGGUCUUUAUGUCAACAUUAUUGUGUUUUGAUGUAUUUCUGAUACCUUUUAAGACUAUUUCUGGUAGAUGUUUUGUACGACCCAUUUUCCACCUGUUUAUCCAGAAAUCAAAGCCUUUACUUAUAGCAAAUUUUUAAGAUGGAAAAUGAUUGAAAAAUGUAUCUAUGCCUUCAUAUCCCCAAAAUAUAGACUCUUAGCUUUCAUUUGACACCAAAUUUGAUAUGCUCCUAUGAACUUCAAUUGUUUGUACUUUUAGAUGGAAAUGCCCCCCACUGUUCAGACUGAGCAGACAUCAACGAACCCACUGGACUGGAAAACACCCAUGUUGUGCAAAGAAAAAGCUUUUUUAAAUGUAGGGUUUAUAGGCUAUAUGGAGCGACACAACCAACAGUCCCUCUCUACCUCCUACCUCAUGUUUUUUUAUUAUUAUCUGAAGCUUUGUCCCAGGCCUGCCUCUACUCAUCUCUAUCCUGCUGUUUGGGGAAGGAGAGAUCUGUGUUUUAGAGAGGAGAGGGAGAAAGAGAUCUUCCUUCAGUGUUUCACUGGUCACUUUAAAGUGUACAGGAGAAUCAAGGGAAGUAUCAAGGAAAGGUACACACUAUUCAAGUUGGCGGCCAUUGAAAGUAUAAUGAGAGGUUCGAGAUUCUAAAAUUGGCCACAAACCACUGAACCACAACGAGGCCUUAGAUUCAGUAAGACAGUAGGUGAAAGGAGAAUGUUGUCAAGUUUACAGAUAAAGACGUUCACUACACGAUAACAAUGAUUUUAAAGUUAAUUAAAUGCAUUGUUUAGUGGACUGUUGCAACGACAGAGCUGUGAGUAAAGGAUACGUUUUAUUUUUUACAACCAAAUCUCAAUUUAUUUAUGUAAAUGGCAUGUUAUAGAAGGGUCCAGACCAGUAGCAGUGCGUGGGUAAAAUCACUGAGGAAGCAAAGCCAAGCCAGCAAAAAAGCCAUAUUAGAACCUAUGUUGUGAUAAUUGCGUCGUUUGUUAUAUAACAACCGUGAUAUACAAUAAGGCCGUUAGAACAAAAAGACAAGUACAUUUUAGUCAUUUAGCAGACGCUCUUAUCCAGAGCGACUUGAGUGCAUACAUAAUUUUUUUAUUUUUCAUACUGGCCCCCCCGUGGGAAUCGAACCCACCACCCUGGCGUUGCAAACGCCAUGCUCUACCAACUGAGCUACAUCCCUGCCGGCCAUUCCCUUCCCUACCCUGGACGACUUGUGCGCCGCCCCAUGGGUCUCCCGGUCGCGGCCCCAUGGGUCUCCCGCUACGACAGAGCCUGGAUUCAAACCAGGAUCUCUAGUGGCACAGCUAGCACUGCGAUGCAGUGCCUUAGACCAUAGACCAGUGCCUUAGACCAUUGUAGACCGUUGGUCCCCCCUUUGCUGCAAUAACUGCCUUCACUCUUCUAGGAAGGCUUUCCACUAGAUGUUGGAACAUUGCUGCGGGGGAUUUGCUUUCAUUCAGCCACAAGAGCAUUAGUGAGGUUGUGCACUGAUGUUGGGCAAGGUCUGGCUCGCAGUCUGCGUUCCAAUUCAUCCCAAAGUUGUUAGAUGGGGUUGAGGUCAGGGCUCUGUGCAGGCCAGUCAAUUUCUUCAACGCCGUUCUUGACAAACCAUUUCUGUAGGGACCUCGCUUUGUGCACGGGGACAUUGUCAUGCUGAAACAGGAAAGGGCCUUCCCCAAACUGUUGCCACAAAGUUGGAAGCACAGAAUCAUCUAGAAUGUCAUUGUAUGCUGUAGCGUUAAGAUUUCCCUUCACUGGAACUAAGGGGCCUAGCCCGAACCAUGAUAAACAGCCCCAGACCAUUAUUCCUCCUCCACCAAACUUUACAGUUGGCCCUAUGCAUUGGGACAGGUAGUGUUCUGCUGGCAUCCGCUAAACCCAGAUUUGUCUGUCGGACUACCAGAUGGUGAUGCGCAAUUCAUCACUCCAGACAACACAAUUCCACUGCUUCAGAGUCCAAUGGCGGCGAGCAUUACACCAUUCCAGCCGACGCUUGGCCUUGCGCAUGGUGAUCUUAGGCUUGUGUGCAGCUGCUCGACGAACAGUUAUUGUGCUGACGUUGCUUGCAGAGGCAGUUUGGAACUCGGUAGUGAGUGUUGCAACCGAAGACAGACGAUUUUUACGGGCUUCAGCACUCGACGGUCCAGUUCUGUGAGCUUGUGUGGCUUACCGCUUCGUGGCUGAGCCGUUGUUGCUCCUAGACGUUUGCACUUCACAAUAACAGCACUUACAGUUGACCGGCGCAAAUUCUAGCAGGGCAGACAUUUUACAAACUGACUUGUUGGAAAGGUGGCAUCCUAUGACGGGGCCGCGUUGAAGGCCAUUCUACUGCCAAUGUUUGUCUAUGGAGAUUGCAUGGCCGUGUGCUCGAUUUUAUACACCUGUCAGAAAUGGGUUUGGCUGAAAUAGCCGAAUCCACUAAUUUGAAGGAGUGCCCACAUGCUUUUGUAUAUAUAGUGUAUAUCACCUGCAGCAUGGUCAAGCAAGUUAAUGCUUUCGACAGUUUACUAAACAACUACUGAUUUAGUGUUACUGCAAGUCAGCACAAAGACAACAGACACUGCCUCCACUAUUCCAGCACCAUUUCAACUUAAACAUUUAAACAUCAUCAAAUCAACAAGGCUAUAUACGGUAUGCUUAGUUUAAUACACUGAAAACGAACUUAAAGAUACCAAAAACAAUUGAGUCCAAUCAAUGUUGCUAAAUAUCAUGUUGGCUGUCCAUCGUACUGAUUUGUGGUGCGUGUGCAAGUAUAACAAAACAUGUUGACUCACCCUACUUGUAGACUAGUUGAACGCCAAUGGCAUCCUUCUCUCUUUCAUGUUGGCAAAACGUCUAUGGCGCUGUCAUACGGUACACUUUUUAGUUUUUGUUGUAGCUAAAAUGCUUGCUAGCCUGACUUCCUCUCAUGGGCAACAAUUAACCACUAAGUUAGCUAGCUAACGUUAGCUAGUUAACGUGAGCCUACUUGGCUACAUAUUGAACUUCAAUCGUCUCAGGCCAGUGGCACAACAUAUUCAUUUAUGGUUAGAUCAGAAUCGCCGUCAUAAUCAUUGGCCUGUACAGAGAAUUAAGUCAAAACUACAAGUCCAAAUCCCCAUCUCCAUCCAUGGCUUAGGAAAGGGACGAUUUAGCAAGUUAGGACAUCAACACAAGCAGACCAGAAACUGACACGUUUUUCUGAAAAUGACAUUUUGCAAAGGAAGUAAUUUCAUUGGUCUGAAGCCAAAUCCAAACUGGCCACCAGGACAACCCACAGUUGAGCUCAGCUCAAUGCUGAACGGCUAAUUCUUUUAUAGUUAUUUUUUAUCAAGGGAGGCCAAAUGCUUGUUGGCAUCAGUCAGUCAAAUGCUACGGCGGCAACAUGUUAUACUCUUUUGGUCCAGACAGCAUCAGAUACAUGGGCUACACAUACUGAGACAGAGGGGCACUGUUUCCCUCGCUCUGAUGAUUUCUCAGUUGAGAUUCAGCCACUUGUGAAUUGACAGAAAAUUAUGAAAACACAGAGACAGAAAAUAAAUAUUAUAUAUAUAUAUUUGGGGAGCCUGGCUUCCCUUGGCAUCCAUGAAUACACGCCACUGGUCCAGACACCUUUUUUGUGAUUUCACAUGUUUUUGAGAAACUUACCCCAAACAGAAAAUCACUUCCUCAUCCUCCUUGUGUAGUAUGGGGGCCUGACAAAAUGGAAUAUAACGUUGCAGAUACAUUUCGGAAUGGCACAAUUUCAUGUGUAGAACAUCUAAAGACCUGCAUCACUAUACUGAUAGCUUUUCCGUUUCUAAAAUGACGUAUUUGAGUGUUUUCUUGGGGCCCCCAUACAACAUAGCAAGGAUGAGGAAGUGAUUUGCUGUUUGGUGUAAGUUUCUCAAAAACGUGAAAUCACAAAAAGAUGUCUGGACCCUAUAACAUGCCAUUUACAUCAAAAAUAGAGAUUUGGUUGUAAAAAAGAACAUUUGUCCUUUAAGGGUGAAAUGCACUUUCUAUAGCUGUAGAGGUUUUAAAAGAUAAAAGCCUGUAGCUUUGUGUUGUAGUUACAAAUCAGUGAAGCUUAUUGUACUUACUGCACAAAUGGAAGAUGCUGAUUAAACAGGAUCGUUGAAGAAAGUGCACACAGAGGAAGGCCUUGGAUGCAGGCCAGAGGCCAUAACUGGAAUUCUGUUGAAAGUAAAUACAGAGUAGGAUACAGCAGAAAGGAGCCUCUUCCUCUCGCAUUCCCAGUACCAGCACACACACACACGAGCGAGUGUGUGUGUACAUACACAAACACUCACGAGCGAGCACAUACACACACACACAUACCUUGGGCCCCCUUAUCAGUCAGGCAUUGACACAUUGGCCGUCAGACACACACAAUCAGUCAUAAACACAUUGGCUAUCAUACAGUAUAUUUACACACAUUAUAAAUGUACACUAUAGUUUGAAAUCACAUGGUAAAUGCCACACUAAGCAUUGGUGGAGUCAAACUAAACUUAAAGGCCUUUUUUAAAGAAGAACCACAGUUUAAGUAGAUCUUGGAUUAACAUGUUUUUUUCCCCCCCAGAGUGGACAAGCAUCUGAUACAUCCGUGUACCACCAGUAUGUUUUCGUUCAGGGUCCUUAGCGCCCAAUGCAGCACACUGAAAACAUCCCCUGUGUUGCUCUGCACUCACACAAACACACUGACAGUCUCUCGCUACUCACACACUCGUUCUCACACACAUCAACAUUCCCAAGUUCUCACACACAUCAACAUUCCCAAGUACACUGAGGGGAAUUAUGAGGGCAAUUUGGACAUUUAGCCCGCAGUGGCGGCAUGAGGUAUUCAGACCAGGAAGUAGAGACAUUUUGAACUUGAUCAACUCUGGCAUGUUGACUUUUAUUAUCUGUAGCAGGGGCUGCUGCAGCAAUAGACUAGCUUUGCCUAUCAUUGGAUACAAACAAUACUAGGCUAAAGAGUGCUGAUCUAGGAUCAGGUCCCCCUGUCAUCUUAUUCAUAAUGAUCUAAGAAGGCAAAACUGAUUCUAGAACAGUACUCCUACUCUGAGACGCUGUAUGAAUACGGGCCCUGAUAUGGACAUUUGAAAGUAAAUCCUAGAGGAAUUGUAUGUAAAUUAAAUGGUUAGAGAUACCAAUGGGGCUUGACAGUUAUGGCCAGUUAGUCAUUUUAAAUAUUCAAUAAAUGACCUUGCUGUAGGUUAAUUCCCAUCUUCUAUCUUCAUCAAUCAAUCAGUAAAAGUUUUUUACAACACAAAGUUCAUAGCCUUUCUUGUUUGUCGCUGUUGGAUGAGACAACAAUGUUCAAACCCCCAUCUACAGUAGCAAACACAGCCGACAGACAGUGGCAAGGAAAAACUCCCUCAGCCUCAAUAGGAACAAACCUGUCCUUAUCCUUUCACUGACACAUCUUCAAUACCAGUGUGUUGCUGCCUGACAGGAAUCACCUGUGAUGGGGUGGCAGUGCCAGGUUCUGUGGAGGAGGUCACUCAGGGCAAGGCUCAGCUGCGUUUCCAUUGGCACAGUGUCUGGCUGGCUGUGAUAAGAGUACAAUAG